AUGGCUCCAACCAUAGAAGAGCUCGACGUGAUAGCUCGCACGUUCUACGAAGGCGGAGGUGAACCUCAGCGGCGACAAGCUGCCCAGGCUCAGCUCAACCAGUUCAAGGAAGAUCCAGAUGCCUGGCUACUGGUCGACAAGAUCUUGCAGGAUUCUACAUAUCCGGAGAUGAAAUACCUCGGUCUGCAAGUCCUUGACCACGUUAUUAUGACAAGAUGGAAGGUCUUACCAAAAGAGCAGCGCCAAGGCAUCCGUAAUUUUGUCGUCAACUUCAUCAUACAGUGCUCGACCUCCGAAGAAUCGCUCAAAUCCCAGCGAACCCUUUUAAACAAGCUCAAUCUCGUCCUCGUCUCAAUCCUUAAGCAAGAGUGGCCUCACAACUGGCCCACAUUCAUCAACGAAAUUAUUUCCUCCUGCCACACGAGUCUCUCGAUAUGCGAGAAUAACAUGGCUAUUCUACGGCUAUUGUCUGAGGAGGUUUUCGAUUACUCGGCCGACCAAAUGACCUCUACGAAAACAAAGAACCUUAAGACCACAAUGUGUGCGGAAUUCUCUUCGAUUUUCCAACUUUGCAACGAGGUUUUGAACAGUGCCACCCAAGUCAGUUUGAUCAGAGCUACAUUGGAAACUCUCCUCUGCUUCUUCAACUGGAUCCCACUUGGUUAUAUCUUCGAGACCCCGAUUAUCGAUACGCUUCGAACACGAUUUUUGGAGAUGCCCGAAUUCCGGAACAUAACACUCAAGUGCUUAACCGAGAUUGGGGGCUUGCAAACCGGUCAACAGAAUGCAUAUGAUGAGAAGCUCGUGCAGAUGUUCACCGAGGUUUUAACAUCAAUAUCCAAGAUCAUCCCUCUUUCCCUCGAUCUCAAAUCUACAUACACUUCGAGUAACUCGAGGGAUCAAGAGUUCAUCCAAAACCUUGCUCUUUUCCUCACUAAUUUCUUCAGUGUUCACCUAACCCUCAUCGAGAACCUCCCAAACCGAGAUUUCCUUACACAUGCCCACUUCUAUCUCAUUCGAAUCUCCCAAAUCGAGGAUCGUGAGAUCUUUAAGAUCUGCUUAGAAUACUGGACCAAGCUUGUUCAGGAACUCUACGAGGAGAUGCAAUCACUUCCCAUUACCGACGUUAAUCCACUCCUGAACAUGGGUGUUGGUGGGCUCUCGAACCAGGGAGCGCCAAAUCCGAGCUUGCUUGCCAAUUAUCCUCUCCGGAAACACAAGUACAACGAGGUACUUUCGAACCUCAGGGUCGUCAUGAUCGAGAAAAUGGUCCGGCCGGAGGAAGUAUUGAUUGUGGAGAACGACGAAGGAGAAAUUGUCAGGGAGUUUGUGAAGGAGACUGAUACUAUCCAGCUAUACAAAACCACUCGAGAGUGCCUUGUUUACUUGACACAUCUGGAUGUCGUGGAUACAGAGAAUAUCAUGACCGAAAAGCUUGUUCGCCAAGUCGAUGGCUCCGAAUGGUCAUGGGCAAACUGCAACACCUUGUGCUGGGCCAUCGGUUCUAUAUCGCUAGCGAUGAAUGAAGAAACUGAAAAGCGCUUCCUUGUUACCGUUAUCAAAGAUCUGCUUGGGUUGACAGAGAUGAAGAAAGGAAAAGACAAUAAGGCUGUGGUGGCCAGUAACAUCAUGUACAUCGUCGGCCAAUACCCUCGGUUCUUGAAAGCGCACUGGAAGUUCUUGAAGACAGUUGUCAACAAACUUUUCGAGUUCAUGCACGAAUCCCACGAGGGCGUUCAGGACAUGGCUUGCGACACAUUCAUUAAGAUUGCCAGGCAAUGCAAGAGGCAUUUCGUCGCUCUUCAACCCGGGGAGGUUGAGCCAUUCAUCGAGGAAAUUGUCAGAAACAUGCGCAAGAUCACAUGUGACCUUUCGCCACAGCAAGUUCAUACCUUCUAUGAAGCCUGUGGCUACAUGAUUGCAGCCCAGCCUCAAAAGAAUGCUCAGGAGAGACUCAUCGCGGAGUUAAUGUCUUAUCCCAACGCCGCUUGGGAUGCCAUAAUUCAACAAGCCACAGCAAAUCCCCAAGUCCUGCAAGACUCAGAUACGAUAAAAGUUGUCGGAAAUGUCAUGAAGACGAACGUGUCGGCUUGCUCAUCGAUCGGAUCUUACUUCUAUCCCCAGAUCGGUCGGAUCUACCUGGAUAUGCUAUCGAUGUAUCGCGCCACUAGUCAAAUGAUCUCGGAGGCUGUUGCUCGUGAAGGUGAAAUUGCAACCAAGAUGCCCAAGGUUCGCGGUUUAAGAACAAUCAAGAAGGAGAUCCUGAAGCUCAUCGAAACAUAUGUCGAGAAAGCUGAUGAUCUUGAGAUGGUUCGAACAAACAUUGUUCCAGCUCUGCUAGAUGCGAUACUUGUCGAUUAUAAUCGAAAUGUACCCAAUGCACGAGAUGCGGAGGUUCUGAAGGUGAUAUCUGCAAUCAUAUCCAAACUCUCUUCUCUCAUGGAAGAUCAAGUACCUACGAUCAUGGAAAAUGUGUUUGAGUGCACAUUAGAGAUGAUCAACAAGGACUUCUCUGAAUUCCCUGAGCACCGCGUUGAAUUCUUCACGCUGCUUCGCGCUGUUAACAUGCAUUGCUUCCCCGCUCUUCUCAAACUCGAUAACAGACAGUUCAAGUUUGUCAUCGACUCUUGCAUGUGGGCCAGCAAGCAUGACAAUCGCGAGGUCGAAUAUGCUGGUCUCAACAUGUGUCUAGAAUUGAUCACUAAUAUUGCGGAGGCUGAUCCCGCGACAUCAAACGCCUUCUUCCAGCAAUUCUAUAUACCCAUUCUGCAAGACAUCUUCUUCGUUCUUACUGACACGGAUCACAAAGCUGGUUUCAAAUCGCAGUCCAUGUUAUUAUCGCGCAUGUUCUACCUCGUUUCUCCUGCCGAUGGAACGGCGGCUAAAAUCCAGGGACCGAUAUACCCUCCAGAUCAGGCGGCUGCCGGUACCAGUAACAAGGAAUUCUUGGGUGGCUUCGUGGCAAACUUGUUGCAGAAUGCUUUCCCUAACCUGCAACCAACUCAAAUCAAGGCGUUUGUGGAGGGCCUGUUUACUCUCAACAAUGCCUACGAUCGAUUCAAGCUUAACCUCCGCGAUUUCCUUAUCCAAUUGAAGGAAUUUGCGGGAGAUAAUGCUGAGCUGUAUGCAGACGAAAAGGAGCAACAAGAGAGAGAUGCUAAGGCGGCGGAGCGCGAACGCUUGUCUAAGGUUGGCGGCUUGCUGAAACCCGCUGAGCUUGAUGAUGAUGAGUUGUGA
This is a messenger RNA of Venustampulla echinocandica, 3237 nucleotides long. RefSeq names its product putative nuclear export factor CRM1. Lineage: Eukaryota; Fungi; Ascomycota; Leotiomycetes; Helotiales; Pleuroascaceae. Gene Ontology annotation, cellular component: cytoplasm; nucleus. Gene Ontology annotation, biological process: ribosomal small subunit export from nucleus; protein export from nucleus; ribosomal large subunit export from nucleus. Bases 1 to 3237 code for a protein of 1078 amino acids. The record is from RefSeq and is a predicted model, not a curated record. Gene Ontology annotation, molecular function: nuclear export signal receptor activity; small GTPase binding. The transcript has 10 exons.